CAGAGCCAAAACGACGAGUCCUAUUCAGUUGCAUUUCAACAACACAUACUGCCAUUGCUCAAUGCUCACACUCACAUUCACAAUCAAAGGACCGUGUGGCUGAAGAGGUUUAGGGCAGGGCUGGCAACACUGCCAACAGGAAGGCAGAAUGAGGUCUAUAAUGUUACGCAGUUUGGUAAGACUCACCCUGGUGGAGAUGCUAUCUUCAAAAAUGUUGGAGGAAACGCAUCGCUUGGGUUUCAUCAGCAGCAGGCUCAUGUGAUGGUCAGAACCAUGAUUGAAGAGGAAUUAGAGAAGAUGUGCAUUGGAACAGUUAAAGACAGCUAAUGCAGUGGUCCUCAAUGAACAUACAUUUCCAGGCAAUAUUUUAUUACAACAUGGAUACCGAUGGUGAAGGCGAAACAAUGGAAAGAUACGGUCUGACACUUUUAAGUCAAGCUGCAUGGGACGGAAAUGACAACACUGUACAGGAAUUAAUUGAAAAAGGCGCUUCCAUUGAAACAAAGGAUUUUAAAGGAAACACUUCUUUGAUCCUUGCUAUCUAUCAAGGCCAUAGCAGUAUUGUUCAGGUACUUUUAGACAAAGGUGCAGGUAUCGAAACAAAGGGAAGUAAUGAUUGGUCUCCCAUUCAUUUCGCAUCAAAUAGAGGAUAUGAGAAUACAGUGAAACUUCUGCUUGAUAGAGGUGCAGAAAUUGAGACUCGGACAAACAAUGGUUUCUCUCCUCUUUCAAUAGCAUCUGAAAAUGGACAUGAAAAUGUUGUCGAACUUCUUCUUGACCAAGGUGCCAAUAUUGAAUCAAAGGACAAUAGUGGCUUUUCCCCACUGGCCUUAGCGUCAGAAAAUGGAAGGAGUGGUGUUGUUAAACUUUUGUUGGGUAGAGGUGCAGAGAUCGAGGCAAAAACUUUGGAUGGGUUUUCUCCUCUUUCACUUGCAUCACAAAAUGGACAUGAAGAUAUUGUGAACAUUUUGCUAGACAGUGGUGCAAAUUUAGAAUCGAAGGGAAAGGGUGGUUUCUCACCUCUUUGUUUAGCAGUACAAGAUGGACAUGAGAAAGUUGCUGAAGUUCUGCUGGAUAAAGGUGCAGAGAUUGAGGCGAAGACAAAGAGUAAUUUUUCACCUCUUUCUAUAGCAUCACUCAAUAGACAUGAGAAUGUUGUUAAGCUUCUGCUAGACAGAGGCGCAUCGAUUGAAUCGGCAGAAAAUAGUGGUUUCACUCCUCUUUGUUUGGCGGCACAAAGUGGAAAUGAGAACAUAGUUAAACUUCUUUUGGAUAGUGGUGCAGACAUUGAGACAAAGAUCAACUAUGGUUAUUCUGUUCUCACAAUAGCAUCUCAAAACGGACACGAAAAUGUCGUUAAACUUCUUUUAGAUAGAGGUGCCAAUACUGAAUCUAAGGGUGCAUAUGAUUGGUGUCCGAUUUUCGAAGCUAUAUUCAGUGGUCAUACUGGUAUAGUGCUUUUAUUACUUGAGUUUGAAGCAAAUAUCGAGAGCAGGGACAGCCGAGGUCGAUCUCCCCUUAGUGUUGCUGCAUCUAUAGGGAAGGUGGAUAUUGUGGAUAUCCUUCUAAAAGACGGUGCAGACUAUGACAGCAAAGACGAAGAUGCGGUUUCCGCUUUGGAUAAUGGUAUCAUUCAUGGCCAAGUUGAUGUGGUGGAGUGUUUUUUGAAACAUAUCACCAAAAAAGGUGACCUGGGAACCAUUGUAUGUGAGAAACUGUCACUGGCAGCCAAACAUGGACAGAAAGAUGUUAUCUUGUGCAUUAUGAAACUGGGAAAUCAGUCCGAUUUAGACUAUGUUGAUAGAAAUGGUUGUUCUCCCUUAGCAGAGGCUAUUUCACAGGGUCAGCUUGACUGUGUACGGUAUCUCCAAUCAUUGGGCGCUACAUUGUCCUUUGUUGGAGACGACAAAUUGAUCCAGUGUCUGUCUCGGUGUUGGUCUCUAGAUAUGUACCAGUAUCUUUUAGUUGCUGGAUUGAAUCCUCUGGCAGUUGAUAACAGUGGUCACAAGGUCCAUGAUUAUGUUUGUUAUGGUGAAUAUAUUGACUGGGAUGUCUUCAAGACCCUGUCACCUGCAACGGUAGAUGGUCGCCCCAGAAAGGUGACUGCGACAAGUUUAGUCACCUAUCCAGGGUUAGGCUCAGUGAGAGCGCUUCCUUACUAUAUAAGACGUGAUUUGACACAAACUAUCCUUAAGAAAGUUUCCAGUAUCACAGAGCAAGCUCGCAAUUUUUAUAAAUUGUCUUUUGAACCAAUUGGAAGUUCAGUAGAGUCGACAAAAGUGGGAUUGACUGAUGAAUUUGACUUCAUGCUUCAGAGUUCAAGUAAUAUUGUUAUCGUGGACGAACUCUUUGAUGUUGGCCAUGGAUACAUAAGGUAUGACGAAGCUAACAGGCUUUCCAACAGCAGCAAAGUGUUUCAUAACAACGUUUGGUUUUACAUGGAGUCCAAGGAUGACAUGCUGAUUUCGGCUCCUCCAGCUACCGCUGGGGAAGGUACUGCUAGUACACCCAUCAAAAUGCGAUACCAGAAAGAGGCAACUGAUCAGAGCAGCCUCAUGGUAUCUGUCGACCUCGUCCCAGUGCUUCAAGUCAAGGACUGGCCCAGUGAUGCUAUACAGAGAACCUGGAUGAUGACUCGUAACGACCUGAGAGCACGUGGAUACCAGUUGGUUGCCAGGCCACCGCAUCGAGACAGUGAAUUUGGGAAAACAUUUGAAGAGUCUGAGCGAGAAAGGCUCUAUCGUGUCACAUUCUCUAAACUUGAAGUUGAACACAUCAGGAACCUACCGGACAGGGUAAAGGAUGCCUACAUCUUGGCCAAAUGUCUUCGGAGUCCUGUGGUAUGCCGUGUGGUUGUUCAGGAUGAUGAUGGAGUAAUUUAUUUUGUUGAUAAAUUCAUCACCAGUUAUCUCCUGAAAACGGUCUUCAUGCACAAUGUGGAUGAGUUCCUUGUACACCAGAGACCCCUGGUGGAGAUGGCAUACAUUCUGUACUGCCAGCUUGAGUACUACCUGUCGCAUGGCUUCCUUCCUCUGUUCUGGAUGCAAAAGGUCAACCUGCUGGAAGGGGUUAACAUCAAUGCUGCCAAAUCACACAAAGUAGCAGCACAUAUGAAAGCUCACAUAGGUAAACUUUACCAUGAAGAACUUGGCAAGGAACCCCCUGUGGACCUACAUGAUACCAUUGAGAUGCCUCCAGAUUGCCAAGCUAUUGACUUGACAGUAGCUUCAGGGAUAGAGAUUUUAUGUUUGCCUUUGAAACAAUAAAGGAAGGGUCAAAUGUGUCCAUCGAUCUCGACAGAAAUACUGGUUGUGACAUUGGUUGGGUUUAAUAAUGUUAGGUUUUCAGUGUGGUGCCAUCUUUCUUGGAGUUGUUAAUAUGGUCGGUGCCCGACUUCUCAUUUUUGCGUUAGUCACAACAUUCCUGCUUGUAUUUGCUUCAGGUGUGCUGUCCAGAUCAGUGAUUUACUGUAAUCAUUAGAAUAGUGUCUGUAGUAUUGAUGUGGUGGUGGUCAGUAUUGGUAUCUUUGCAAAUAUUUGUGGUUUACUGUAAUGUAAUAACAUUGUCUUCCAAGUUUUGCUUUUUGGUAUGCCCAAAGUCAGGUCACUGGUGGAAAUUUUGAACUUAAAAGUACUCAUCUGGGUAGAAGUGUCAUUAUUGCGCCAUUCAGUGAGUAAAAACUGGGAGUUGGUUUUCCAGAAUUAUUGAAAUUCUGUACACCAAAUUACAAAUUUGUAUCGUUUGAAAUUGUAACUGGCUCAAUUUACUUGAAAGCACUUGAGGU
Messenger RNA from Lineus longissimus, 3784 nucleotides. RefSeq names its product ankyrin-3-like. Bases 327 to 3266 code for a protein of 979 amino acids. The transcript is spliced from 3 exons. Lineage: Eukaryota; Metazoa; Nemertea; Pilidiophora; Heteronemertea; Lineidae. The record is from RefSeq and is a predicted model, not a curated record. Gene Ontology annotation, molecular function: protein binding.